This is a messenger RNA of Pseudoliparis swirei, 3229 nucleotides long. It is a transcript of the gene crtc1a, whose product is annotated as CREB regulated transcription coactivator 1a. The record is from RefSeq and is a predicted model, not a curated record. Lineage: Eukaryota; Metazoa; Chordata; Actinopteri; Perciformes; Liparidae. Gene Ontology annotation, biological process: positive regulation of transcription by RNA polymerase II; protein homotetramerization. Gene Ontology annotation, cellular component: nucleus; cytoplasm. Gene Ontology annotation, molecular function: cAMP response element binding protein binding. The coding region runs from base 1463 to 3178 and encodes 571 amino acids. The transcript is spliced from 15 exons.
UGGACACACAGCGGUAUUUUUCUCCCAAUUGAUUUAUCAUAUAAUUGAUUGUGGGAAAUACUGAACACAUAUGUGACAGUCAUCUGGGAGUUCAUUGGUCUCUAGUUAGUCUCUAACAGAUAUUUAACUUUGGAAUCUAUUCAUCUGGAUCAUCAGUCAGCAGUGGUGCACAUACAACUCUAAGGAGGCAUUGUUUCUAGCCUGAGAUAUAAUGUCACAAACAUUUAGUCCAACCCUGACAAGGAAAGUACAUUAUUUUCCAAAAAUAUAAAGGCAAGUAAGCUGAAUUUAGGGUAUUAAUUAAACACAUCCACAAAUAGGUUCGACAGAAUCCUCCAUGGUGACACUAAUAAGCAUGUUAUACUUGUCAUACUGGUUGAGACCAUCACCUCGGUGCCUAAAUACAUUUUUAUUAAAAUGCUACUAACAAUCAUAAUUAAAAUACAACAUUGAUAAGAAGACGAAGACGAAGAAGAAGAAGAACAAAUUCGUGUUAAAAAGUGAAAUGUGCGGUUGUUCCGCAGUCCAGAUGUGCAGCGCGCCUCCGCUACACCCCCGCGCAGCGACGUGAGCACGCAAAGCCGAAGCAGCUGCGUCAAGUUGGCCAGAGACAACAGUGCAGAUACAAGAAAGUAGCAGAGUUGGCCUUCAAAAUAAAAGAAGCCAUGUCCCAAAAUUGAGUGGUUCGAUUUUAGCAUGGCAAAAAAAAUCUAGCAGCUGUUAGAUGACUAAAUAACCACAUAGUUAACAGUGAAUUGAUCAGGUGGAGAGUUGAUAGGCCUCGAUUUGUCAAUACUAAAUCAAUACCUGCAUCUCCAGCUUCACUAUUAAGUGUUGUGAAGGGUUGAAUGAGCAAGCUAAACCAAUAUGUGUCCCAUAAAAGAAGGACAGGUCUACUGGUGAUAGUGCCUCUGGCUAUGACAAGCUGUCUCUUAAAAGGAAGUUAACUAUUUAAAAUAUAUAUGUGGCUUUUAAUUUUGAGCAAUAUAAUAGCUUUAGUUUCUUUUUAAGUUUUACAAAUUGUAAUCCCUGGUGUGUUUUUUUAUUAUACCUCCGUUUAAUUUCGUGCAACAUUUUAUUGUUGUGUUGUUUUAAUCUUGCUAUGUGAAGCACAUCUUGGCUGCCUGUCGAUUUGAAAGUUGCAAUAUUAAUGAGUGGUGAGUUCAAAUGAAUUGAUUUGAGUUGAGUUUGUAAGAGUCGGGAAGAUUAAACGCAGCGAAGACAAAGCAGGCGAAUGUUUUGUCAUUUCAGUCCUAACAAUAUAAAAGUCUGCAGGGCGGUGAGUCUGUCAGCACUGUGUGUCCCUCUCUUGUGGCCGGACACCUGAACGCAACUUGAAAUUGCAAUUACCCUGCGCUGUUUUCUUUAACUUAUUGCAACCUCACUAACCGGAAGUGAUGUGUCCUCAUCGCGUGUCUCUUGACACUGACCAUUGAAGGAAAACGGAGCAGAAGAGCGAAACAUGGCGACUUCGAACAAUCCGCGGAAAUUCAGCGAGAAAAUCGCUCUGCACAACCAGAAGCAGGCAGAGGAGACGGCGGCGUUUGAAGAAGUGAUGAAGGACCUCAGCAUUACUCGGGCAGCGAGGCUACAGUUUCAGAAAACUCAGUACUUGCAGCUGGGACCAAACCGUGGGCAGUACUAUGGAGGAUCUUUGCCAAAUGUCAAUCAGAUUGGAAACAGCACGAUGGAUAUGCCUUUUCAGAAUUCAGGGCUGGACACGAACAGAUCUACGCGACACCACGGGCUGGUGGACCGAGUCUACCGGGACCGCAGCCGCAUCACAUCGCCCCACCAAAAACCCCUCUCUGUUGACAAGCAUGGACGCCAGAUUGACAGCUGUCCAUAUGGUUCAGUAUAUCUGUCACCACCACCUGAUACCAGCUGGAGGAGGACAAACUCUGACUCAGCGCUGCACCAGAGCACACUGACUCCGGCCCAGCAGGCCUCGUUCACUGGAGGAUCACAGGAGCUCCAGCCAAAAAGGGUUCUCCUGCUCACCGUGCCGGGGGCUGAAGCAAUUAAACAAGAGACUGAUGAAGAUGAACAAAACCAGAACUGGGAGUGCAAAAAGAACAUGUCAAGGUCCGAGCCCUGCAAAGUUCCAGGGAUCCACAUAUUCCCGUCUCCGGACCAGCAGCUGAACACUUCACUGAAACCAGCAGUCCACAACACUGGCGGUUCUCUGCCUGACCUGACCAACAUCCAGUUUCCUCCUCCGCUGCCCACCCCGCUCGACUUAGAUGAUGCAGUGGCCGCCUCGUAUAGCUCCUCCGACAGCACACUGAAUCUGGCUAACACGCAAGGAGUGAACACCUCUCAGCCCACAGUAACCAUGGAAAUGCAGCCCGGGCCGGACGACAUGGUUCCUCUCAUCCUGAAUGCUGGAGACUCCCACCAGCAUCAGAACCUGCAGCUCUCCCCAACAUCUCCGCCUCUCUCCCUCUCCCAGUCGGCCAUCAACGCCAUGAAUCUUGAGCAGGAGCUGUCCCAGUACGCCUUCUUCAACCAGCAGCCGUCGUCCCAACAGACUGGUCUGGUCCAGCUGCAGUCAGACAACCAGACGUCCUCGCAGGCCAACAUGACCAUGGACAUGAACACGGCCUCGUCCCUUCAACAGUACCGCGGUAGGGUCGGAUCCUCUGCCAAUCAGUCUCCAACCUCCCCCGUCUCCAAUCAAGGCUUCUCACCUGGAGGUUCGCCUCAACAUAACUCCAUACUGGGCAGCGUGUUUGCAGACUUCUACGACCAGCAGCUCCCGUCCAUUCAGACCAGUGCUCUCUCACAACAGUUGGAGCAGUUCAACAUGAUUGAAACCCCCAUCAGCUCUGACAGCCUGUAUAACCAGACCUCCACCCUCAACUACUCCCAGGCGCUUAUGAUGGGUUUGACUGGUGGCCAUUGCAACCUUCAGGACCAGCAGCAGAUGAGCUACAGUAGCCAUGGCAACAUCCCCAACAUCAUUCUCACAGUGAGCGGGGAGUCACCCCCCAACCUGCCCAAGGACCUGACUGACUCGUUGUCCACAGAUAUCAGCUUUGACGUCGACUCCCAGUUCCCACUGGAUGAUCUCAAAAUAGACCCGCUGACGCUUGAUGGCCUUCACAUGCUAAAUGAUCCGGACAUGGUCCUUGCUGACCCCGCCACGGAGGACGCGUUUCGCCUCGACCGGCUCUAACCACAGGACCACCUCAAUGCCCAGGUGUGUAAAUGUUGCUGCCCUGAGGGG